UAAUUUUUUUGGUAAUGUACAGAUGAGCUAUAGAGAAGUAGAAAGAUGAACUAUAUUGAAAUAACACUUUAAUUUGAUAAAUACGUUUGUAUACAAUACAUUCUCUAUGAAGAAUGAACCCAGACAAGUAUCUUUAAAGUGAUGCAAAAAAGAAAAAAUAACAAGGGUUUUGUUUUGUUUGUUUUUUAAUUCCUUAAAAUAUGAGAUAUAUAUAGACACAAGUUGAGGCGAUUAAAUAAGACAGGACAGUGGUAACUCGAUAAUUGAGAGAGAGUCGCUUGAAAAACAUUGUGGGACAAUGCACGUGUAUUCUAAUAGAGAGUGUGUGUGUGUACAAGAGUAGAAUAGAAUAGACUAGCUUAAAGAAAAGGAAAGGAAUAAUAAUUUCCAUAGUAGCAGUUGACCAAGUACAAAACCCUUAAUUUCUAUGUUCUUUCCAAUCACUGGGCAUAAGAUUUGAGGUAUUAUGGGAGAAGAAGAGGUAUAGUUAGGUAUAUAGCUAGGAAGCAGACGAAUCAAAACACCAGUUCAAAUUGGAAGCAUUCCAAAAGUGGGAUAUGGAAGGAGAGAGAGCUGCUGCUACCAAUUAUGACCUUCAAGUUUCCUUCUCCAACACCCCACAACCCAUACACGAAUUGGGUUUUGUUCACUAUGAAGAAAACCAGCUCCUUGGUUUCUUGUCACCCUCUUCACAAUCUCAAUCCUUAAACUCCCAUGUAGUUGUUACUUCUGCCACUACAACUGCUCCAACCAUCGGAUUCAUGAAUCACACCAAAACUUGGAAUAACGACCAGGUCCAAACUCUGGAUCCAAAGCCUGUCGAUGAAGAAAACUGCACUGGAAACGCUACUGAAGGCAACAACAACUCUUGGUGGAGGAGCGCAGCUUCGGAGAAGAACAAGGUGAAAAUAAGGAGGAAGCUAAGAGAACCAAGGUUUUGUUUUCAAACAAGAAGCGAUGUAGAUGUGCUUGAUGAUGGUUACAAAUGGAGGAAGUAUGGCCAGAAAGUUGUCAAGAAUAGCCUUCAUCCGAGAAGUUAUUACCGUUGCACCCACAACAACUGCAGGGUGAAGAAGAGAGUUGAACGACUCUCAGAGGAUUGUCGUAUGGUGAUAACAACCUAUGAAGGAAGACACAAUCACUCUCCUUGCGAGGACUCAAAUUCAUCGGAGCAUGAAUGCUUUACCUCUUUCUAGGUCAAUGUUGGUCGUUAGGUUAUAAUCAUCUACGUGUACUUAUCAACUUAAUUAAGCCACUUUGAUUGAUACAUAUGUUGUCAUGUACUUGUCACAGAGUUCAACGUUCUUCAAAGUUGAAAUCUCUGUAUAUGUAUACUUAUUACAACUUUCCUUACACUUCUUUUUUCCAUAUUUUUCCUGUUUGGAGGGAACCAUUACCCCCAUAAAAAAUAUUGUUUGGUUCAUAUU
Molecule: messenger RNA, 1427 nt
Organism: Vigna radiata var. radiata (mung bean)
Lineage: Eukaryota; Viridiplantae; Streptophyta; Magnoliopsida; Fabales; Fabaceae
Product: probable WRKY transcription factor 12
Exons: 4
Coding region: 558-1196 (212 amino acids)
Biological process (GO): regulation of DNA-templated transcription
Molecular function (GO): DNA-binding transcription factor activity; sequence-specific DNA binding
Source: RefSeq, a predicted model, not a curated record